Messenger RNA from Verticillium dahliae VdLs.17, 585 nucleotides. RefSeq names its product ubiquitin carboxyl-terminal hydrolase. The transcript is spliced from 3 exons. Gene Ontology annotation, biological process: protein deubiquitination; ubiquitin-dependent protein catabolic process. The record is from RefSeq and is a predicted model, not a curated record. Gene Ontology annotation, cellular component: cytoplasm. Lineage: Eukaryota; Fungi; Ascomycota; Sordariomycetes; Glomerellales; Plectosphaerellaceae. Bases 1 to 585 code for a protein of 194 amino acids. Gene Ontology annotation, molecular function: cysteine-type deubiquitinase activity.
AUGGCCACCCCCAACCCCGACCCGCCCUCAACAGGCCCCAGCCUUCAUCCCCUCUCGAGGCCGAACGCCGAACUCAUGAACACGCAUCCUUCCUCUCUUUGUGUCGACGGCGACACCGCCCCCGUCGUCUGGUUCCGCCAGACCAUCCGCAACGCCUGCGGCCUCAUGGGCCUUCUGCACGCCGUGGCCAACGGGCCAGCGCGGGACUACAUCGAGGCUUCCUCCGACCUCGACACCCUCCUCCAGCAAGCCCUGCCCCUGCACCCCGCCGAGCGCGCCGCGCUGCUGGAGCAGAGCACGGCGCUCGCCAACGCGCACCGCAGCGCCGCGUCACAGGGCGACACGUCGGCGCCCGAGGCCACGGAUGACGUUGAUUUGCACUACGUCUGCUUCGUCAAGACGACCGACGGGGCAUUCUGGGAGCUCGACGGACGGAGAAAGGGCCCGUUGCAGCGGGGCCAACUCGAGGAGAGCGAGGACGUCUUGAGCACCAAGGCGCUGACGCUGGGCCCGCUCAAGUUCCUCGAGCGGGAGGGAGCUGAUUUGCGGUUCAGUGCCGUUGCUCUGGCGGGGGCUACUGAUUAG